CAAGUGCUACAACUCUGCAGGGUGCCUCUGCAGUAUAGCCACCACCAGGAGGCAGCUGAAGUAACUGCUAUCUUCGGAGGACUGCUUUUAAGAACAAGGAGGCCUCCAGCUGCUGCGGCCCGAGCAGAAUCGCGUCCAUGAUGGCUGCCGUCCGGCUCCGUGAAUUCAUUGACCGCCGCCCAGUGAUCCCACCCAGUAUAUUCAUUGCUCGUCAAGGACAAGACCUCCGAGGCUAUUACCCUGGGCAGCUGGCAAGAGUCCAUCCUGAUUAUAGUGUGAGGAGGUCUCCCAGACCUCUCAUAGACUUGGCAAUUCCACCCAAGAGAACAAGUCAGUAUCAACCUCAACUAGAUCAACAAACUCUCAUUCGAUAUAUUUGUUUUCAAAGACGUUCAAAGCCUGUUGAACCAUGGUAUAAAGAAACCACGUACCAAAGAGACUAUUCUCUGCCCUUUUACAAGAUGGAUUGGGACCAGAAAUUAGCCACAGUUUCAUCGAACCCUAGACCGCUUAAUUCACUGCCUGAGCUCUACUGUUGUGAAGAGAGGAAGCUCUGAAAGAAAAGCUUUUUAGCUAAAAUGACCAUGGCAUUUGAACAAAACAACAUGUGAUGUUCUUAGGUGGCUCUUCGGAACUAAAAUAAUGGUUACCAAACUACUUUUAAUUUAAGUGUGUAUCCGGAUGGCUAUAAUCCUAAAAUAUUUACAUGUUGCAAAUUCUUUUCAGAUUAAGUGGGUCAGCCUAGGGCAGGGAAUCAAGAUCCAGCCUUAAGAGGACUCGUCAUCUCUUCUCAGCCUCAAGACUAGUGUUGUUGCUGGUGCUGGCAAACCUUCUUCCAUUUAGUCCAGUGGUCGUCUGCUCAAUAAUUGCAUGACUGCUUAGAAAACAAAAAACAAAAAAGAACCUGGGUAUGUAGCCAAGGGAGAAGACUACCAGCACCAGAGACUGAAGGUGCUCUGGGUGCAGAAACCCAGAUAUGGCACAGGGCUUUAGUGAGAUGUGGGACUGGUCAAGAGAAGGAUUCAUUGAAAGUCUGUAGACAGAAGAGUUAGCACCCCUACGUUGGCAAGAAGAAAGCCUGACAACUAGGCAUCAACUCCCCAGGCAAAAAAGCUAGAGGGUCUUCUCUAAAGAAAUGAAACUAUCCCAAAGAAAAGAAUCCUUCAUCUGGCCCCUAGGAAUCCCCCAGCAUGCUAGUUGGUUCCCUACUCAAUAUCCCAAAGUGAAGCCUACCAGUUAACAAACUUCCCACAAGAACAGUUUCAUAUAGCUUCCCAUUGCCUUAGUCUUAGAUGAGAAGAGCCAAGCAAGGGUGACCAGAGUUGAAAAAGUCAUGCAACAUAAAAGACAAAGACAAAAUAAAUGGAAGAAACAAUUCCAGAGGAAGGAGAAUUCAGGGAACACAAAACAACCUAAGAACUUUAACAUAUGACAAAGGGAUGUGUCAAAAGAAUGACAUCCAUAAACAUUGAAAAGCAAUCUUUCCAAAGCUCUCGGAAAUUAAACAUAUGAUUACUGAAAUUAAAAAUUUGACAGGAUUGGGAGAAAAUUCUGAAAAACUCUAUAUAGAAUAGAAAAACAGGUAAAAUGAUUUUUUAAAAAAAGAAGAGACAUAGAGUAAGUCAGGAGACCCACCAUCUGACUAAUAAGCAUUCUAGAGACAGAACAGAGAAAAAAUUAUCAAGGAAGCAUUUUCACAGAGCUUAGGACCGGAAGCCUCCCAAAGGAAAGGGCUUCUGCUGUUCUCCAGCACA
Molecule: messenger RNA, 1754 nt
Organism: Equus caballus (horse)
Lineage: Eukaryota; Metazoa; Chordata; Mammalia; Perissodactyla; Equidae
Gene: SPMIP3
Product: sperm microtubule inner protein 3
Source: RefSeq, a predicted model, not a curated record